Xenopus laevis (African clawed frog) is the source of this 2557-nucleotide messenger RNA. Its product is annotated as LWamide neuropeptides-like. The record is from RefSeq and is a predicted model, not a curated record. NCBI's taxonomy places the organism in Eukaryota, Metazoa, Chordata, Amphibia, Anura, Pipidae. Bases 1176 to 2417 code for a protein of 413 amino acids. The transcript has 2 exons.
CCCCAGUCCUCAACUCCUGCCCCUUUCUCUAUAACAAAGGUGUAUUUAGACCCAGUGGGAUGUUGGAUCUCUUCCUUCAGUACCAAAGCUGGACUUACAGUCAUCCAGUUGCUCCAUACUGUGUCUUCUACUGAUGGGACUGGAUCUCCUAGGACUGCCGGGGGUCCCUACAAGCUGUUGCAGUGUGGCACAGGGGUUCUAUAUUCAGAGAGACAUAGGUGGGGUUUGGGUGGAUCAUAGCAAAGGUUUUGGCAUACUGGGGUGUACCAGGGGCACAGCUGUGUGUACGCAGGCCAUUUUUUUCAUUGGGGCUCCAUUUUACUUGGCAGGCCCCCCAUCCAGGGGGUCUAGAUGAUCAGUUGGCUAAUAAACUUCCCUCCCCUGGUAGUGUGGUUGGACCCAGUGGAGAUGCUUUAGAUAGACAAGCCCAAGUCAGUAUCAGAACUGCUCUUUUUGAUAAAGUUCUUUCAGUAAAUUUCAGAGGGAGAGUUGGGGAGCCAGGAACCAGUGGUAAGGAUCUGGAUAUACAGGUGGAUGCUAGGGAAAGCAUGGAACCAGGACUCAGUGGGAAGGAUCAGGUUAUACAGGUGGGAGCUAGGGAAAGCAUGGAACCAGGACUCAGUGGGAAGGAUCAGGUUAUACAGGUGGGAGCUAGGGAAAGCAUGGAACCAGGACUCAGUGGGAAGGAUCAGGUUAUACAGGUUGGCGCUAGGGAAAGCAUGGAACCAGGACUCAGUGGGAAGGAUCAGGUUAUACAGGUGGGAGCUAGGGAAAGCAUGGAACCAUGACUCAGUGGGAAGGAUCAGGUUAUACAGGUGGGAGCUAGGGAAAGCAUGGAACCAGGACUCAGUGGGAAGGAUCUGGAUAUACAGGUGGAUUCUAGGGAAAGCAUGGAACCAGGACUCAGUGGGAAGGAUCAGGUUAUACAGGUGGGAGCUAGGGAAAGCAUGGAACCAUGACUCAGUGGGAAGGAUCAGGUUAUAUAGGUGGGAGCUAGGGAAAGCAUGGAACCAGGACUCAGUGGGAAGGAUCUGGAUAUACAGGUGGAUUCUAGGGAAAGCAUGGAACCAGGACUCAGUGGGAAGGAUCAGGUUAUACAGGUGGGAGCUAGGGAAAGCAUGGAACCAUGACUCAGUGGGAAGGAUCAGGUUAUAUAGGUGGGAGCUAGGGAAAGCAUGGAACCAGGACUCAGUGGGAAGGAUCUGGAUAUACAGGUGGAUUCUAGGGAAAGCAUGGAACCAGGACUCAGUGGGAAGGAUCAGGUUAUACAGGUGGGAGCUAGGGAAAGCAUGGAACCAGGACUCAGUGGGAAGGAUCAGGUUAUACAGGUGGGAGCUAGGGAAAGCAUGGAACCAGGACUCAGUGGGAAGGAUCAGGUUAUACAGGUGGGAGCUAGGGAAAGCAUGGAACCAGGACUCAGUGGGAAGGAUCAGGUUAUACAGGUGGGAGCUAGGAAAAGCAUGGAACCAAGACUCAGUGGGAAGGAUCAGGUUAUACAGGUGGGAGCUAGGGAAAGCAUGGAACCAGGACUCAGUGGGAAGGAUCAGGUUAUACUGGUUGGAGCUAGGGAAAGCAUGGAACCAGGACUCAGUGGGAAGGAUCAGGUUAUACAGGUGGGAGCUAGGGAAAGCAUGGAACCAGGACUCAGUGGGAAGGAUCAGGUUAUACUGGUUGGAGCUAGGGAAAGCAUGGAACCAGGACUCAGUGGGAAGGAUCAGGUUAUACAGGUGGGAGCUAGGGAAAGCAUGGAACCAGGACUCAGUGGGAAUGAUCAGGUUAUACAGGUGGGAGCUAGGGAAAGCAUGGAACCAGGACUCAGUGGGAAGGAUCUGGUUAUACAGGUUGGAGCUAGGGAAAGCAUGGAAACAGGACUCAGUGGGAAGGAUCAGGUUAUACAGGUGGGAGCUAGGGAAAGCAUGGAACCAGGACUCAGUGGGAAGGAUCAGGUUAUACAGGUGGGAGCUAGGGAAAGCAUGGAACCAGGACUCAGUGGGAAGGAUCUGGUUAUACAGGUGGGAGCUAGGGAAAGCAUGGAACCAGGACUCAGUGGGAAGGAUCAGGUUAUACAGGUGGGAGCUAGGGAAAGCAUGGAACCAGGACUCAGUGGGAAGGAUCUGGUUAUACAGGUUGGAGCUAGGGAAAGCAUGGAAACAGGACUCAGUGGGAAGGAUCAGGUUAUACAGGUGGGAGCUAGGGAAAGCAUGGAACCAGGACUCAGUGGGAAGGAUCAGGUGAUACAGGUGGGAGCUAGGGAAAGCAUGGAACCAGGACUCAGUGGGAAGGAUCUGGAUAUACAGGUGGGAGUUAGGGAAAGCAUGGAACCAGGACUCAGUGGGAAGGAUCAGGUUAUACUGGCUGGAGCUAGGGAAAGCAUGGAACCAGGACUCAGUGGGAAGGAUCAGGUGAUACAGAGAUGAUGGGGGUCAUAGAGUCAGUAUGCAGUUGCCUCUUUCUUUGCCCUGCCCUGGAUUAUCUCUCUACAGUAAAUGGCCUAAUCCCAUGUCAGGCAGCAGAACCAAGUAUGUCCUGUGGGCCCAGUUGAGUGCAACUAUGUCUC